AUGAAGAAACUAUGCACAGUGUGCCUAGAAUGUGUUGAUCGCCAUUAUUGGCACAUGAAAGAUCAUGAUUGGUGUUUUCUCAAGGUUAUGAGUCUGAGUAAUUUCAAGGAUGAAAUGGCCAUACCAGAUGAGUUCACCACUAAUUUCAGAGGUCACAUUUCUGAUAAAGUCAAACUAGAAGUACCUGAUGGCAACAUUUAUAAUGUUCAGGUUGCCAAGGAACAGGAUAAGUUUAUUCUUCGAUCAGGGUGGGUGGACUUCACUGGUGCUUAUGAACUUAAACAGUACGACUCCCUGUUCUUUAUAUAUAGUGGGGACUCCCACUUCAAAGUUCGAAUCUUAAAACCAAGUGGUUGCGAGAAAGCGUUGUCAUGUGUUACAAUGAGCUGUGGUCCUAAUGUCCAAGAAAGGGUCAUUUGUCAUGCUAUAUCACUACCUAGCAUAAAAAGAUGUAGAAAUGACAAUUUGACGGACAAUUUGAAAACUGCAAAGGUUACUCCAACGGACUCACCUUCGCAGAAAUCAAGUUCAGAAAUGAACAGUUGA
Messenger RNA from Triticum turgidum subsp. durum (durum wheat), 546 nucleotides. Lineage: Eukaryota; Viridiplantae; Streptophyta; Magnoliopsida; Poales; Poaceae. The record is from the annotation of a GenBank genome assembly.